Talaromyces amestolkiae is the source of this 1521-nucleotide messenger RNA. RefSeq lists its product as uncharacterized. Lineage: Eukaryota; Fungi; Ascomycota; Eurotiomycetes; Eurotiales; Trichocomaceae. The coding region runs from base 1 to 1521 and encodes 506 amino acids. The record is from RefSeq and is a predicted model, not a curated record. The transcript is spliced from 4 exons.
AUGAGUCAAUCACAACAGUCACGCGGGGAGGAUGAGGAUGAGGAUAUGCAUGAAACGACACAAUAUGACCUCCAAAGUGAAGAGGAUAUCACGAGGCAUGAGUCAUCACCAACGACAACACCAUUAUCGUUCUCAAUAACGAAAUCCCCUUCAGCUGCCGACAUACUACAGCCAUUAUCGACGCUUGCAGCGCAGCGCUCAUUCCCUUUACCGACUAGUGGGUCACUUGCAUCGCUAGCGAGAGGGCACCAACGCGAUCCUGCAGAUGGGAGGCGAAUCGAUCACGAUUUUGCAUCUGCUACAAGCGGUGCUACUAGUAUCAGUACUGGCACUGGCAGCAGCUGGAUGCAUGAGCGGCUGCUCCAAUCGGAUUCCACUGUCGACGCCACAACCACGACUGAUCUUGACGAUGUUGGUGCUAGUUCUAUUACUACCAGUGCAGCGGUGCGAGAUUUUACGACUAUGGUAUGGGCAUCUUCGACGGCUGCGGCAGUAGCAGAAGAGACAAAAGAGGCAGCAGAAUCUACGACGGAAAGCAAGCCGAUACAUCGCAGCGUUUCGGCAUAUUCUUCUUCUCCGUUCUCGUCACCUGGCUCUUCGCUCGUAGAAGGAUCUUCAGGCCCUUUCGAAGAAGAGCAAGACGACCAAACCAUCUUCCUGUCUCCAUUUGCAUCGAUAUUCCCCGACGGAGCGAAUACUAUAACUCCAUUGUUUCUACAAAGAUUUGACGACGACAGCAACAACGACGACGCAGCAGAUGCAGAUCAGCGGACAAUUCUCAAGUAUACCUUCAAUCACGACCAAUCCAGUCAAUCCGAAGAAGAAUACGACCGCCUGCGAGGCCUCGCGCGUGAAGAAGCCAACAAGCGCAACAACUGUUUUGAACGGAGUAAACAAGCCUACGAAAACGGCGAUGGAGCCCGCGCCAAACAACUCUCGGAAGAAGGCAAAGAGCACGGUCGCCGCAUGCAAGACUACAACAAACAAGCCUCCGAAUUCAUAUUCCGCGAAAACAAUGCUUCGGGUAGAGUAGCGGAGGACACGAUUGAUUUGCAUGGCCAGUUUGUCGAGGAGGCAGAGGAUAUUCUCGAGGAGCGGAUUAAAUAUGCGCGUCAACAUGGGCAGACGCAUUUACACGUGAUCGUCGGAAAAGGGAACCACUCCGCCAACCACGUGCAAAAAAUCAAACCCCGAGUUGAACAAGUCUGUCGCGAACUGGGGUUGCAAUAUGCUACUGAAGAGAACGCCGGGAGAAUGUAUAUCAAUUUGACGGGUGGUCCGGCUGAAAUGCCGCCUUACCAACAACAACAACAUCAACAACAUCAACAACAGCACCAGCAACAGCCCCAUUACGGCGGUGGUGGGUAUCCCGGUCAACAGCAACAGCAACAGCAGUAUGGCCAGCAAUAUGGCCAGCAGCAAGGACAGCAACAGGGCAAACAGGACGAUAUCGAGGCACUUGUUGAAAAGGUUCUGCCUAGGGUGUUGCGGAAGCUUGGUGAUUGUUGUAUUGUUAUGUAA